This is a messenger RNA of Danio aesculapii, 947 nucleotides long. RefSeq names its product transmembrane immune signaling adaptor TYROBP (gene tyrobp). Gene Ontology annotation, cellular component: cell surface. Bases 50 to 571 code for a protein of 173 amino acids. The transcript is spliced from 5 exons. Gene Ontology annotation, molecular function: signaling receptor binding. The record is from RefSeq and is a predicted model, not a curated record. NCBI's taxonomy places the organism in Eukaryota, Metazoa, Chordata, Actinopteri, Cypriniformes, Danionidae. Gene Ontology annotation, biological process: negative regulation of B cell proliferation; neutrophil activation involved in immune response; positive regulation of microglial cell mediated cytotoxicity.
ACAAGCACAUGUAGCUCCUCCUCAGUAACCGCUGCUUCUAUUUUGAUGGAUGGCGAUAAGUCAUCAUCUCACUCUUGGUGAUUUUUCACACACAGACAAUUUCCAUAUCAUUGGUUCUGAUAUUCAUGGUGUUUUAGCUCGUGGCCAGAAAGGCUUCUUUUAUUCGAGUCAGGGCUGCGCAAACCCUGAGCAAUCUUUCCUAAACCUGUCUGCGCUCAUUAUGAGAAGGUUUCUGUUUAUAAUGCUCCCCGUCAACGGACUGUUUGCAGGCUCUGUAGAGGCGAAUCAAGACUGCAGUUCCUGUUACCAGAUGGACAUUGGAGUGGCUGUGGGGAUCAUCACAUGUGAUAUUUUUCUCACGCUUCUCAUUGCGCUCUCCGUCUACUGUUUUGUUUCUCGUCAGAAAAGGAGAGGGGGUUUACAUGCACACGGCAGAUGCUGUGGCUCAGGCAAAGCAAAACUUCAGCAGACAUCUAUGAGGGCAAAACCAAUUGAAGUGGAAUCACCUUAUCAGGAGCUUUAUGGAGUCCAGUCAGACAUAUACAGUGAUCUUCAGCAGUAUCGGAAAUAAACAAGGUCACCACGUGUAGUGUAACAUUAAUAAUGGGUUGUGUUCACACCAAUAUUUGGAGAUUGUACAUGACGGUUUCAUGGUGGUUCUGGCACACAAAUGUGUAUUUGAAAUAAAUAAGCUAUAAUAAUUGAAACAUGCAAAAAAAAAAAUCCAAAAAUUAAUAUUAUUGGUCAGGUUGUAUAAAAAUCAUCAAAAUAAAUGUUAAUGGUUUGUGAAAAGGAAAUGUUCUUCCAGAACUUGUAGAUUUAAUUCCACAUUUUAAUAUAGUUGUAAAAGUUUUUUGCAUCUUUGUAUUUAUUCAUAAUACGUAUAUCUUUGUUAUGGAACUAGAUUUCCUUGGUCCUUAUGUAAAAAUAAAUAUGUUUGAUUUUAA